Molecule: messenger RNA, 1041 nt
Organism: Cucurbita pepo subsp. pepo (vegetable marrow)
Lineage: Eukaryota; Viridiplantae; Streptophyta; Magnoliopsida; Cucurbitales; Cucurbitaceae
Source: RefSeq, a predicted model, not a curated record
CCUUUCAAUCCCUUCAUAUUCCCCAUUUACCUGUUUCUCUCUCAUCCUCUCAAAAGAAAGAACCCAACCCUCGAACCAUAUCUUCUCGUUCUUAUCAUCUUUCUCUCUCCCUCUCUCUCUCUCUCUCGCUGAAUCUCUCUGGGGAUAUCUUUUUUUUGAGGAUCCGAUCGGAAGAUAUGGCACAGAGGACCGAGAAGGAGGAGACGGAGUUCAAAGUUCCAGAGACGAUCACGCUUUGCGUUAACAACUGUGGCCUCACCGGGAAUCCGGCGACGAAUAAUAUGUGUCAGAAGUGCUUUAAUGCUACCACGGCAGCAGCGGCGGCGACUGCGUCUAUGGCGAUGAAGUUUUCCGGUGAGAAAAGUCCGAGAUCUAGUACGUCUUGUUCGCCAGAGAAAUUUCGGUUCGUUUCAGAGUCUAGGAGGAUUACAACGGCGGCGGAUCGUCCGAAGCCUGAUGAAUCGGUGAAGCGAGAGGUGAAUCGAUGUUCCGGAUGUAGAAAACGCGUUGGAUUGACUGGAUUUAGGUGCCGAUGUGGCGAUUUGUUCUGUGCGGAGCAUCGAUAUUCAGAUCGUCACGAUUGUAGCUUCGAUUACAAGGCCGCUGGUCGCGAGGCGAUCACGAGAGAGAAUCCGGUGGUGAAAGCGGCGAAGAUCGUUAGGGUUUAAUCCAUAGAUUGAUCGAUUACCAAAAAAAUGAAAAAGAAUCUGAAGAUGAUGAAAUUUGAUAAAACUCUGGGCUGAUUGUUGAAAUUUUCCUUUGGAGUGUUGAGGAUUAAUUCCUCGAAAUAUCCUCUCGAUCUUUAGGAGAGAAAAACAUGAGGGAACUAGAAAAAAAAAAAGUCCUCGAUGAAGAUGAAGAUGGAGAUGAAGAUGAUCGUUGUGUUUUCUCAGAUAAUUAUGUUCCUAUUUUAUUUUAUUUUUUCCUCUUUUUUUUUUGGCUUGUUCGAAAACGAAAAGAGAAGAUUAUCGUGGCCUGUCAAGAUGAUGAUGGUGUUUUUUUCUUUCUUUUUGUUAAUUCUUCUCUUUUAUCUCAAGAUCA